This is a messenger RNA of Phyllopteryx taeniolatus (common seadragon), 3577 nucleotides long. RefSeq names its product jade family PHD finger 3 (gene jade3). The record is from RefSeq and is a predicted model, not a curated record. NCBI's taxonomy places the organism in Eukaryota, Metazoa, Chordata, Actinopteri, Syngnathiformes, Syngnathidae. Bases 326 to 2716 code for a protein of 796 amino acids. The transcript is spliced from 12 exons. Gene Ontology annotation, biological process: regulation of transcription by RNA polymerase II. Gene Ontology annotation, cellular component: histone acetyltransferase complex.
UGAGGCAAACCCGGCAGGGCUUAGGACCCGGCGGGUCACGCGGUACAAUAGCGCUGUUGUGUCGUGUUGGUGGGCCGACUGACUGCAAGCCCGGGAGGAGAACCCCCCUCCAAAAAAAAAAAAAACAACUAAAAACCCAAAUUCAACCCAUUCCCACGUACAAAUACUUUUCAUUUUGUGGCCAUACGCUGUGUGUUUGACGCUGGACGGCGUACGGAUGGGAUAGAGCGGACCUAGACUUGAAGGGAUGAAACUAAGCAGUUGAGUGUUCAUCGGAGGAAGCCAUUAGCAUGCUUUUCAACUGGAGCUUUAUGGAUGUGACAGGAUGAAACGUAUCAGGACCUCCAGCAGCAGCGACACUUCUGAUAAUGAGAGUCCCUCAACCUCCUUCUGCUCCAACAAGUAUGGCAGCAAACCGGGCACCCCCGCCGCAGAUCCGAAGAAACCGGCUGAAGUGUUCCGAAAAGACCUGAUUAGCGCCAUGAAGCUGCCCGACUCGCACCACAUCCCACCGGAGGAGUACUACCUGCUGGCCGACACCUGGAAGCAAGAGUGGGAGAAAGGGGUUCAGGUUCUGGCGAGCCCGGACACCAUCCCGCAGGCGUCAGUCAGGAUCAUUGCGGAGAGGUCCAAGGAGAUUUUGUACGGCCACCAGAAGAAGUAUAUCCAGUGCUCCGGGCAAGAGUCCACAGAGCUGGGCUUCAUCAACAUAAAGGAGCUGGCGGAGGCCAUGUGUCGCUACGACCUGGACGACGUCGACCUCUACUGGCUGCGGGCCCUCAACGCCCAGCUGCUCUGCAUGGGUGAGGACCCGGUGGACGAGCUGACGAUGGAGCGCACCAUGGAGGCUCUGGAGGGCCAGUGCCACGACAACAUGAGGCACGCCAUCGAGACGGUGGAGGGCCUGGGCAUCGAGUACGACGAGGACGUGGUGUGCGACGUGUGCCGCUCGCCUGACAGCGAAGAAGGCAACGACAUGGUUUUCUGCGACAAGUGCAACAUUUGUGUGCACCAGGCCUGUUACGGUAUCGUCAAAGUGCCCGUCGGCAACUGGCUGUGCCGCACGUGCGUGCUCGGCAUCGACCCGCAGUGCCUCCUGUGUCCCAAAAAGGGCGGGGCCAUGAAGGCGACGCGCGCUGGCACCAAGUGGGCACACGUCAGCUGCGCCCUGUGGAUCCCAGAGGUCAGCAUCGCGUGCCCCGAGAGGAUGGAGCCCAUCACCAAAGUGUCCCACAUCCCACCCAGCCGCUGGUCGCUCAUCUGCAGCGUGUGCAAGAUCAAGACGGGCGCGUGCAUCCAGUGCUCGGUGAAGAACUGCACCACACCCUUCCACGUGACGUGCGCCUUCGAGCACAGCCUGGAGAUGAAGACCAUCCUGGACGAGGGCGACGAGGUCAAGUUCAAGUCGUACUGCCUCAAGCACAGCAAGCCCAAAGCGGCAGGCGAGGCGGGCCUUAGCCCGGCGCGCGCCAAGCCGCCGCCCUCCGAGUCGGCCAAGGUGGGCCUGCGGGCGCAGCGGCUGCAGGAGCUGGAGGAGGAGUUCUACGGGCUGGUGCGACCGGAGGAGGUGUCGCGGGCCGUGGGGCUCUCGCCGCGCCUGGUGGACUUUGUCUACCAGUACUGGAAGCUGAAGAGGAAGAGCAACUUCAACAAGGCCCUGCUGGCACCCAAAGAAGACGAGGAGAACCUGGUGCUGCAGCCGCACCAGGACAGCAUCCACACGCGUAUGCGCAUGUUCAUGCACCUGCGACAGGACCUGGAGAGGGUGAGGAACUUGUGCUACAUGGUGAGUCGACGGGAGAAGCUCAAGCUGCUGCAGAGCAAAGCCCAGGAGCAGAUGUUCAACCUGCACGUCAGCCUCACGAGCCAGGAGAUCUCUGCCGGCCUCGCUGCGUCCUUCCCGGUGGAGAGUCUUCUGUUCCGGCCUCCUCCGAGGAUCACGCUGAAGCUGAAGAUGCCCAAAGCCUCCGGCCUGGGAAACUGUCACACCGCAUCCAAAUCAGCCAACGGGCCUCUGUGUCCGGACAAUAGCGGAAACUUGUCUGAGCGUGCCAGCGAGGGCCUGGGCCAGGGCAAGCCACAGCUGCACGGGCACGCCCGGCGGGAGGAGCGCACCAAUGGACGGGUAGCGGGAAAGCCCAUGGCGGGGAAGCCCAUGGCCGCGAAUCCCAUGGUGGCAAAGCCUCUGGCGGGGAAGCCUCUGGCCCUGCACUCCACACUCCACGGCCACUCGUCCAAUGGCAAAGCAGAGCAAGAGCGCGCCUCCAAGAACGGCCUCUUGGAGAAACUGGUUGCGCAGAAAGACAGCUCGUGCCAGACGCCCGGCGAGGCCGACGUGCCCAAGCAGCCGCUGGACAAAGGCGCGUUCGGCAAGUCGGCCAUGGAGCACUUCGGCAGGUCCUUCAAGGAAGCCACCAUGAACUUGGUGCGGACCACCGAAGACAUGCGGGCCUCGGAUAAGCUCGCCCGCAAGGAGAAACUGUGGCCCAAGCCUGUGUCUGCCAACAAUACACGCUUGUGCCACGACAGCGACGGCUACUGUCCCGACCUGGAGCUCAGCGACUCGGAGCCCGAAGCCAAAGGGAGGCACCGGCGCCAGGGUGGGCCUCCCCCGCCGGACGUCGCCCGACGGGGGGGCGGUAGCGGCCAGAAGGGCGGCGGCGGUGCCCGCGGGAGACCGUCGCUGGGCGCCGCCUCACACUGCGUGCGAAGGUGACGGCAGACUGUCAAGCUCCGGCUCGUUGUGCGAGAACACCGGAUUAGCGUGCUAACUCUUUAGCGCCACGUUUGUACGUAGCACAACUUUUUACAGAACGGCUCCACCACCUUUCUCAUUGCACAACUGGAUGUACAGUGUUGUGACAAAAUACAAAAUGAGUUGACUUUCAAAGGCUCGAGUUGACUCCAGCUCCUGACAUCACUCACUAGGCCAUGCCCAUUAAAGGCACACAACCCGAAUACAGUGUUCUCCAGCUAUUUGUGGGGGGCAAUGGUUCAGAUCCCUCCCGCAAAUGAUAGAAAACCGUGAGUAAUUGCCACAAGAUGGCGCCAAAGCAAUACUACACAGGACUUCGGCCUGAGCACAAACAGUGACUAGCAAAUUACAGAGGCUCGGUCCCCCCCGAAAACAUCUGCGAAGAUGCGGAGGACCAGUUGGCGCAAAUGAACAGAUGUUGUAUUUCAAAUUAUUUUCUUUAUUAAAAAAAAAAAAAAAAAAAAAAGUUGCCUUGAACAAAAAUAGAAUUAGAAAUGAUGUAAACUCUGCUGGUCAGCUCGCAGCAAAGCACCGUUGGUAGCGUCUUGUCGUUGCUAUGGUAACGGCACGUCAUGUCGUCAGAGAACACUAAAAUCUUCAUUUACAAUGGCACGCCGUUGUCACAUUUUCGCUGCGUUCACUCUUUUCUUGUCUCCUCCCUGAUUUGAUAAUAAAGAAGUGAAUCAAGUUUUUGGUUUUGUUAGAAUGAUGACUACAUCUCUCUCCUACAUGACACGUGUGAUUUAAUUUACGAAAUUGUUACUUUCUUUUUAUUAAAUUCGUUUUGAAAUGAUGAUUUUUAAAUAAAUUUCCAUCCAUCCA